This is a messenger RNA of Lactuca virosa, 1469 nucleotides long. Lineage: Eukaryota; Viridiplantae; Streptophyta; Magnoliopsida; Asterales; Asteraceae. The record is from the annotation of a GenBank genome assembly.
CCCUUUAUCUCUACACUCACGAGCCUCACCAUCUAUACAAAUACAUACACCUACAAACCCAACUCACGACUGAAGCUCAUGGAAGCCGUGAUGGGUUCGUCUUCGUCUUCCCCAUAUUUGAAACUGGUUUCUUACAGCGAGAAAACCGUUGGAUUUCUGUCUCUCAGGGAUGAUUUGUUGGGAGGCAAAUCACUGUUGAGAAUCCCCAUUCACCAUUCUCGUAAUCAUCUCAAGAACAAAGAAGUCGAUUUCAAGCUCUCAAUCUCGGCUUCAUCAACACACAGAGGUGUUCGUCCUGCUUCUCUCUCAUCCUCUCGCACCCAGGCAGAGGUCGAGAACCAGGAACUGCUGAUAGAACCUUCACCAAACGGAUACACAAAAGCACCAACAGUUUGUGUAAGAUUCCAGUUACAGAAAGAAUGCUCGUUUGGCCAGAAUUUUCUAAUAGUUGGCGAAGAUCCAAUGUUCGGUUUAUGGGAUCCAAAUAAUGCCAUUCCAUUGACAUGGUCAGAUGGACAUUUAUGGACUGUGGAUCUUGAAAUACCGAUCGGAAAGUGCAUCAAGUUCAAGUUCAUAAUGCAAGAAAGCAACGGCAAUUUCAUGUGGCAGCCAGGACCUGACCGGAUGCUUGAAUGCUGGGAAACCGUGAACAUUAUUACUCUUUGCGAAGACUGGGAAGAUCCCGAUUCGAGGAGAAUAUUUGAGGCCGGCCCCAUGUUAAAUGAAGUCUUAGAAUCAGCUGCAACCGCAGAUAUUCAGACGGUUGCAGCUAAUGAAAGGAUGCCAGUAGACUUGAUCAAUUCUACUGGCAUCCCAAAACCCAAAGAAUCCAAAGGAUUCGCGAUAAAUAUGAAUGAAGUGUUGGAAUCGGACCAAGGAGUGCCUGUUUUAGUCCCUGGUUUGAGUGACUUACCGAUAAUGGAAACAAAUCGAGAAGGUUCGGUCCAUGAAGCUCCAAAAGAUGAAGUGAAUGGAGCUGUUAUGGCAUCUACAAAGGACCUCAAAUUGCCUGAGUUAGAUUCGAAAGAGGAUGAAAAUGCCUCUAAUUCGAAUCCAAGAGCAGAGAUAUCAUCCAUACAUGAAAAUCAAGAUUCUUGCAAGAACCAAUGUCAAGAAAAACAACAAGUAGGCGAACAACAAGAUAGUCAAGCGACACAAUCAAUGAAAGGUUUGCUUCAAAACGAUCGUCGGUGGGGCAAUAAUUUUGUGCAAAAACUCCUUAGUGUUUUUGGCAUUGGAUAGGCAACUGCUGUUUUUCAUGAAUUCGAUAUAUUUGUUGUGUGUAAAUAUUGGAAUUUGAUGAUGAUUGAAACCAUUUGUGCUGUAAGUUAUACAGGGAGGUUUGAGUUCGGUAACUCUAUUCUGUCACGCUAUUUGACAGGUAAUUUGGGUUAGGCCCAAAGACCGAAAUAACCCAUAAUUUGAUUAAGGAAAAAAAAAUUCUAGAUAGCUGAUUAAUACACCGGGUU